AUGUCAUUUGAACAAGAUGCUAUUAAUGCUAUUCCUUCAAAUAUUGAUAUCAAUAAUAUAUCAGAUCGAUUAAAUGAUCCAACACAAAUCUUUAAUAUGUUAGACAAGAAUAAUGAUGGACAAAUAACAAAAGAAGAUUUAAAAUUAUUAUUAGAACAAUUUGGUAUUAAUGGUAUGGCUGCAAAUAUUCUAUCGAAAUAUAUUUUUCAACAAUUAGAUAGUAAUAAUAAUGGUAUAAUUGAAACAAAUGAUCUCGCAAAUGCUGGUAAUAUUCUUUGGAGUCUAUUGCAAAAGAAACAGAACAGUGGUGGCUAUUAA
This is a messenger RNA of Rotaria sp. Silwood2, 318 nucleotides long. The record is from the annotation of a GenBank genome assembly. Lineage: Eukaryota; Metazoa; Rotifera; Eurotatoria; Philodinida; Philodinidae.